AUGGAGGCUGGCAAGGUUGCACAGCAAGAGGCUGUAGCUCUCCAUGAGGAACUGGCAGCCCUUAAACACAAGUUAGAGGAAGGCCACAAUAUGUCUGAGACUGUCAUUACAGUCGGGGAGGCAUCAGAUCAUGCCCCUUUAAAAGUAAAAGGUGAUGUUGAUGAUACAUACCCAUUGGAAAAAUUAAAAGAAUUAAAACAACGAAUGGGUAAAUUAGAACUAUCUCAACUCUCCAGACUUUGUCCUCUUGCUAAAACCAAAUAUACUUACGAGAAUGAAGAGGAUAACCAUGCAGGUGUCUUAACAAAGGAGCUUUCUGCAGUUGAGCUGACUAAACGUAGGGAAUUAGGCAGGAUGCAGAAAGAAUCUGAGAUGGAGUAUAUGUGGCGUGUGUCCUUGUCAGGAAGAGAUGAUAUUCUCCUUACCAAACAAGAAGCUGGAGGCUUCUGGGGGCCUAGUGUCUUUCUAAACACAAGAGAUAAGUGUGCUUCUUGGUCCUUGACUCAGUGGGUUGCCUAUUGGGCCAGUGGGCUCAGCCCAUUAGGGUGGGGAGACCCAUUGGCCAUUAAGGGAGGAGUGGAUCAGUUGGUAGAAAGUGUGCCAAAGGCCACUUACCUACAAAUGAUGAAUGACUGUAAGGUGGAUUUCAGAUACUCAUCCCCCAUGUUGCUGCCAGUAGGUCCAUAAUGGAUGACCCCUUUGAUACAGGGUCUGCCAAAAUCACUAAAAGCCAUGGGGAUCCAACUGCAGGGCCAAAUCAGAGCCACCACCCCCCAAGACCAUUUGCUAGCUGCAUUGGAGCAUGUGGUUAAUCCUGGCUGCAGGACUGAAUGGAAGAUUUGGACUUGGGGAGAAGUAGCUCAAGAGUUAAUCAAUUAUGGCAGGAAAUUUGGACCCGUGGACAAGGGAGAGGCAAGGGGUAUCCUCAGAACCCAAACCCCAGACUUAUCUGGGAAUAGGUCCCCCCAAUAUCAGCAGUCGAGGUCGAGUCCGUGGCUAGAGGGGCUCCAAAAGGGAAUUCCCCAGGAGAUCAUGGACAGGCAACCAAGGCAGUCCUUACAAAGAAUUGUAGACAGCUGGCCAAGAAAGCACACAGUGAAAGAUGAGUCAACAAAUAAGCAUUCUCCUGAUGUAAUCAAUCCUUCUGUGCCUCCUAGUGCCCUACAGGGAAAAUUGAUCCCUUCACCCAUCAUAGUAGGUGCGUUGUUGGAGGGUGGGAAUUUUUAA
This is a messenger RNA of Calypte anna (Anna's hummingbird), 1227 nucleotides long. RefSeq lists its product as uncharacterized. Lineage: Eukaryota; Metazoa; Chordata; Aves; Apodiformes; Trochilidae. The record is from RefSeq and is a predicted model, not a curated record.